Messenger RNA from Bactrocera oleae (olive fruit fly), 3905 nucleotides. RefSeq names its product armadillo repeat-containing protein 3. NCBI's taxonomy places the organism in Eukaryota, Metazoa, Arthropoda, Insecta, Diptera, Tephritidae. The record is from RefSeq and is a predicted model, not a curated record.
GUCGGAUCUGUUCAAACUACAAAAGGUCUAAGCACGCAAAUUCAAUGAAAGCAGUCUAUUUAAAAUUGUAAUCCAGAUCUUUAGUCUUUACUAAGUGCUUUUUGACUUGAAGACAAUUCGCCGAUAGAUACAUACAUCUGUCUAUAAAAAAAAUCUUCGUUUAUUCGUGAUUUGUAUUUCGUCUACUCAAAACUAUGACAUACAUUGUGACCAGAAAGUUUCCGGAAAUUGUCAUUUAAACUGCCCGCGCUGAAUACUUUUCAGCCCUUUUUUUUUUGUUAAGUUAGUACUGUUGAAAUCAGUCGGCCUCCGUAUUGUUUUGCGAUUUUUAUAAUGGAAAUAAAUAUUGAACAAAGAAUUUGCAUCACAUUUUUUGUGUUUCGGAACCAAAUUUCGUGUGCGGCAUCUUGGCGCAUGUUUGAAAAGGCUUAUGGUGAAUCAAUUCUAUCGCAAACAGAAGUCGACGACGGGUACAAAGCCUUUAAGUAUGAUCGAGAAACCGUCGAAGACAUGCCUCGUUCCCGUCGUCCUUCGACGUCUACCAUUGCCGAUAACAUCAAAAAAGUGAAGGAAAUCGCGCUCGAAAAUCGUCAUAGAGUGUUAGAGAGAUAGCACGUAAGCUAAACAUCGGCCGUGUAGCAGCUCGUUUGAUUUCGACCGAUAAUUUGGACAUGAGACGCGUCAAUGCUCGGCUUGUUCCAAAAGAGCUGAAUUUUUUGCAAAAAGAUCGCACCGAGCUGUAGUUGUAAACGUGGAACCCGUUUCAACACGAUUGAGGCCGUAAAAGAAAGUUCGCAGAGGGAAUUGAAGGCGUUCCCGGACAACGUCUACAAGGUAUACUUCGAUGAUUGGAAAAAGAGGUGGCAUAUGUGUAUCGCUUCAGAGGGAGCAUAUUUUGAAGGUGACGAAAUAACGAUUGAUGAAGAUCAAAAUUUUUUCGUUUUAUUUAUUAUUAUCGUAUAUAUAAUUCUUAUACCUAUAUAUUGUACUAAGGCAAUAAAAAUUAAAAACAUUUUCACCUCUAGUUAGCCUCGUAAGCAUAGGUUUGGUUGAAUAUGAGUCAUGCUAUAAAACAUUAUUUCAAUUUCCUUUCUCCCACACACAAAAUUUUAGCUGUCAAGCAACUAAAAAAAUUGAAUAUAUUUAUUUUAAGAAAACAUUUUCGCUUUUAUUUUGAUAAAAAACGUAGAAUGAACAAGAAAAAACCAAAGAGUAUUUAUACCUCACGCUCCACGUACUCGGACCGUGCCAAGAAGGAGAACGAGUCGUUUAAGGAGGUCAUAGUGCCUGUACAAGCGAUUGAAACAGCGCUGUUAUUGCUCAACUCACAAGAGGACGCAGUGCUUGUGACCGUGUUCAAGAACAUUACCGAGUAUGCGCGCAAGCAGGACGAAAAUGUGGAGGAGCUCAAAAGAUUGAAACUACUCGAUUUGUUAUUGGAAAAGAAGUUUUACAUGACAUCUGAAGCGGUAAUGAUACGACGUUUCGCCACAUAUUUGGCUUGUACGCUCGUUGAGAGUAUGGAUGUGUUGCGUGAUUUGGAGCCGGCGAGAAUGGUUUUUAUUUUAGGAAUAUGUUUGGAGGGGUAUUUACUGGAAGUGGAUGAUUUUAGUCUGGAAUAUCUAACGGUUAUCAUAAAUAAGUGUCUGCAAGAUCCACAAGUGGCAAAUGAAAUGUUACAAAAGAAUGAUUUCCUAGAGAAGUUCUUCAUGUUGGUUUCAAGCACCGAAAAUCCAGAUAUCUUGUGGCAAUCUUUCGAGGCCAUACACAAAAUGUUGCUGCUGUUAGAUGUCGAAAAAUUGCUGGCGUUCAGCACAUUGUCAACAUUUCCAAUCGAGCGUGUGCUUUGCGAUAUCUUAAACGAAUUUGUAGACAUACGCAGCGCGGCGCUGAAGAUCGUCAAAGAUCUGAUUGUGGAUACGAGCGAUAAAUCCACAUUCGCCGACGUAAGUCGUUGUGUAUUUACAUUACAGCAAUUGACGCAACUGUUCUGCGAUUACGCCACCACCGAACACGGCAACGAAGCGAUCGAAACAUUGGCCACGGCAAUGCGUACCGAGAAGAUGACACAACUCUUCUUUGAGCAUAAUUUCUUCGAUCGCAUUAUGCAGAAUGUGGGCGCUCAUUUGCUGGAGUAUGCAGCGAGUGUCAAGUGUAAGGUGAUUUGGAUCUUUGCCGAGAAUGCCAAAUAUGAACAGUUCUUACAACGCAUCUACGAGGCUGCUGUCACGGAUCUAUUCUUGGACUGUCUAUUGCAGGUGGAUCCGUAUGGCCCAGCUCCCUAUGUGAUAGCUGGUUUGAAUCGUAUGAUGAAGAACCCGAAUGCGGCCAAUCGCAUACUGCAGUUAUAUGAAGCGGGCGUGAUAGAGCGGUUGGCAUCCAUCAUUUCUCAACCUGGCAUCGAUAUUCGCACACGUGAACAGGCUGCCGACUUGAUUGGCAAUUUACUGCGCUUCGCUUUCCAUGACACUGCGCACCAAUUAUUGGCGCUGCAAAUUUCUCUGAUUCUGGGUCGCAUAUUUGGUCAACAACAACAGGAUCUCUCCAUUGACUUUUUACUAUCGUUGCUAAAUAUCAUCGAGCAGUUGGCACAAAAUGAGGAUUACCGUGAAAUUUUGGGUGAAGCAACACUGCUCACCAUGAAUAUUGCGCUCAUGCUAAAGAACUCCUUUGCCACGGCCAUACUGGUGAAUAACAUUUUCCGUUGUCUCUGCACGCUGGCUGAUGAGGCUCAAGUACGUAACGUGCUACUCUCACACUACAUCGCACAGUCCAUGAAGCGCGGUCUCAAGUCUCUCUCGAAUCUGGUUAAGACUUCUGUAACGAAUUUCAUUAUGCAGACCGCACGUUUUCCCGAAAUGGUGCACGAAUACAUCGAGGCGGGUGUUUUAGAAGUACUUAUUUUAAACCAGCGUCUAGCUAUGUGCGUGUCCACUUGGGGACCUGCCAUCGAGGCUAUACUUUCCAAAUGUCCAAGCCUUAAGUUUUGCAUACGCAAUCAUCUUGGUUUUACAGAUAGCACUGCUGGCAAUGAUUUUCUUGUCUCCAAAAGAAAGUUCGAUGAUUUUCGCGUUUUCCAAAACAUUCUCAAAGAGGAUGUUUCACCGUUACAUCCCAUUUUAGUUGUAAAUUUCGAGCGCAAAGUAUCACCACCUGAUCUGAUUAUAGAAGUACCAAUCGAAUGCUUUCCGUUGGAUGAGCGUCCCGAUGUUGCGGGUAUCUGGUGCUACUGCCGUAAACCAGGUGAUAGUGAACUACCGCGCAUACUGGAUUUGCUAAAUGAAGAACUGGAAAAAUAUGGUUUGAUGCAAAAUCCUGCGAAAAUGAGUCGUUGCAUUGACUUCGAUAAUUUGGCAAAGCGUGCCAAAGUCAUCGCCGAAAUAGUAGAGGCUGCGCUUAGCAGUAAUCUGAAACGACUGGAUCUCAACACCACCGAAGAGUGCUCCAAUCACACUGUCAAAUGCCAUUUGUAUGACAUAGCUCGUGCGCUACAUUGUAACUUCAUACCCAUUGGCAUUGUGCACACUGGUUGUCAGUUCGAGCGCGCAAUCCUUUUCAAAGCGCUCGCCGAUCAAAUCGGAUUGCCAUGUACAUUGCAACGUGCCGUCGACGGUCGUCUGCUAUUCAACGAAGUGCCACUGCCAGUAGAGAUUGAUCAUGAUCCUCAUUGCGAUAAGAAGACUAUGAAAUUUAUGCCUUGGCGCAUGUUGCGUCCCACACAUAUUGUCGAUUUGAUGUUUAAUGUGGGUGAACUGUAUCCCAUACAGAGUCGACAAGCGCUGCAGUAUUUGAGAUUGUAUUAACAGAUGCUGGCUUGAAAGUAAUUAGCUGAGAACAAGUGAUCUUAUAUCAAUAUAUAUGAUAUAUUUUGAAAGAUGACAAAUAAAACAAACUGCUUUUUAUAA